This is a messenger RNA of Physcomitrium patens, 1569 nucleotides long. RefSeq names its product MYG1 protein C694.04c. Gene Ontology annotation, cellular component: nucleus; cytoplasm. Lineage: Eukaryota; Viridiplantae; Streptophyta; Bryopsida; Funariales; Funariaceae. The record is from RefSeq and is a predicted model, not a curated record.
ACAAGUGCAUUGUUGUAAACCAAAAUUGUCUGCGAGAGUGCACCGGAGUUACUGCGCACGACGCCUGGUCCCGUGGCGCAUUGUUUUGUGAGUCGGAUGCAUCCUUCUCCAUCGUCUUGUCAAGCCUUCACACGUUUAGUUGCGGAGUUACUGCGCAGGGCUUUGAGUGCCGAAGUAGUUCCAGAGAGAUGCUCCGGAGUCUUGUCUUCUCCCACAUCACAAAGAGGACGCUCAUCUGCACACCGCACCGUCGCUUCUUACUACUGUGCCCUGUGACAGGCUCGCUGUCGCGUUGGAGCGGUGUUGCUCGGCGUGAUACAUUGGUGCCUGAGAGCUUCAGUCGUACGUUCAGUGCGUCGGGUGGCGUUCACGAGAUGGGCAAAAGGGUGGGCACUCACAAUGGAACUUUUCACUGCGAUGAGGCGCUUGGGUGCUUCAUGAUCCGGCUCACUGACAAAUAUGCGGACGCGCAGAUUGUACGGACCCGAGAUCAGAAGGUCCUGGAUACCUGUGAUGCUGUGCUGGACGUUGGUGGUGCAUAUGAUCCUGCAACCGAUCGUUAUGAUCACCAUCAGCGUGGGUUUAACCAUAACUUUGGGCAUGGCUUUGUUACGAAACUGAGCAGUGCUGGACUUGUUUAUAAGCAUUAUGGACAAGAGAUAGUGGCAAAGGAGCUAGGUUUGAGUGAAGAUCAUCCAGAUGUUCAACGGGUUUUUUUAGCUGUUUACAAAAGUUUUAUGGAGGCCGUUGAUGGUAUUGAUAACGGGAUUAAUUUAUACGACACAGACAAACCCCCCCGUUACUCAAACGAUACCCACUUGUCAGCUAGAGUAGGAAGACUAAACCCUGAUUGGAUGGACGAGCAGACACCAGAAGCCGAAGAUGAGGCUUUCCGUAAAGCCAUGAGUCUUGCUGGUAGCGAGUUCCUGGAGUCUGUACGAUAUUAUGCUAGAUCUUGGUUGCCAGCACGCUCCAUCGUUGCAGAGUGUCUUGCAGACAGACUAAAAGAUGACAGCUCUGGCGAAAUUUUGAUAAUCAAGCACUACUGCCCCUGGAAGGGACACCUAGCGGAUCUUGAAAAGGAGUUGAACAUAGAUCCAACCAUUAAAUAUGUACUCUACGAGGAUGGUCGAAGCAAAGGAUGGAGAGUGCAAGCAGUAUCAUUGACUCCAGGAUCAUUUGAAAACCGGCUGCCACUGCCUGCUGUAUGGCGAGGUCUGAGAGACGACGAGCUCUCAAAAGAGUCCGGAAUUGAUGGAUGUGUGUUUGUUCACAUGAGUGGCUUUAUUGGUGGGGCUAAAACGUUUGAGGGGGCGCUUGCGUUGGCCAGAAAAGCUUUAGCAAUGCGAGAUGCUCAGACUGUGUAGGUCUCAUUAUGUCUUUCACAGACGUGAGAGAAUUUGUUUGUUUUGGUGCUCUCUUCCUAUUGAGCACGUCUGCUGUGUCAGGAAAACUCACUUUUUAAAGGGAGCUCACGUGACCCAGUGCUGUGUUAAAUGGGUUCUCUAAUCUUUUGAUGGGAGCUUCUAUCCCCGCUAUCCAGCCCAUCAACCCUGUCAACACACUUAA